ACUGCUGGAGUUGUGUUAUUGAGUUUUAUCAGGAUGAUUUCUACAGUUUUAGAUGAAUGUCGGUGUGAAACGGUUAUUAGUUCUUUUGUUUCAGAGCAAUCGGUCUCUCCGGGUGUCAGAGACAAGCUGCUGCUUUUUUUGGAGAAGCUUAAAGAGAGUGAAAGGAGCACAACAAAACGCGUUAAGGAGCGCGUACUGGAAGAGGCAUUGCAGAUGCUAAAAAAAAUCCAGAUUGAGCUGCUGCAGUUACUGGAGUCUAAACAUCAGAACUGGCUCAUUCAUCUCCUUCUCUCUCUACAGCUAGAAGCGGUCAAUGUAUCUUCAUCAGCCUGCCGCAAACUCGACCAGAUGUUGAAACAUCUUGCUCAGGUGGACCAGUCCUUAGUUUUUGCAAAGGUGCAACAGUGUGUUCAGAAAGUGCUGCAGCAGGAGAAGAUGUUGUCAUUAAAAGACCUUCAGAUAGCUUGUAUGUUCCUGGAGGAGAGCAUGAUGGGACGAGAAGCUGUAGGACAAGCAAUCACACCUCUGCUAUCUAAAGUCACCAAGUUGCUUCCUGUUAUAAUGGAAGAGGAAGCAGGAAGGAACGGACCUCUGUGUUAUCAGACUGUCAAGCUGUGUUUGCAGGUUUUCCAGCUGCUACCUCAACAGGUUGCACUUUCUGUAUUUCUGGAGCAGAGAGACGAGCCGUAUAUGAGGGAGAUUCUGAGGUUUCUUAUGAAUGUCAUCCUGGGGGAGAUCUCUAACAGGGACACACGGUUGCUGGCGGGCACUGCUGUGGCCAUGCUGAUCUCCACAGCGCCUGAUAGUGAGAGCGGAGCUGCAUCUGCCUGGAGUUUUCUUCAAGUCUCUAGCACAGAGCAGUGGUGUUUGACUGUAGGUAAUCUGCAGGUGGACUGUUUUCCCAGAAGAUCAGAUGGAUUGGACAGAUUGGCUGUAACUAGAGGACUGCUGACUUGCUGCAGGAAAGAAAUCCUCAUCAAUCAACAGAACAGCAAGAAGAACGUUCUUCUGCUGGAUGGAAUCUUUCCUCUCAUCUCAGCUCUACACAGAGAGAAACUGGACUCUCACUACUACGUGUUUCAAGUGUUCAUCUUGUGGCUGAAAAAUGUUAAACAAUGCCUGCCAGACAUUUGGGAAGUGACUGGUGCUCUUUUCUUCAGGAAAGGCUCAGACCUGAAGGAAACACUUACCAAAAUAAUUUGGAACAAUGCAGAGAGCCCGGUAGAAGGUCUUUCCGAGUCUGUGCGCUGUGCCUUUGCUCUGUUUCUGGAGAUCUAUGAGCAGGACUGUCAGCAUUCAGGUGACACAGAGAAGCAACUUUAUGAAGAAUUACUGCACAGGAUUGCAGAGCUGCCCUGGGAGUCCAAGGCCAAGUACUCACCUCUCGCUGCCCUUCUGCCAUAUGUGGGCACAGACAAGGUCCUGAAACUCUACCCCACUCUUCCUGCUCACAUUCUUAAGUGCCUCUCCACCAAUCACCUCGCACCCUGUGCCUCUGAGAUAUACAAAUCCCUCUUACAGGAGCAAAGACUGGAGCUUACCAUAAACAGCAAGCAGGCUCCACCAACUGAGCUCCAGCUGGCCAGUCAGUGGGCACAGCGAUGGCAGCCUAUAGUCCUGAAAGCUCUGUUCUCUGAUGUCAUGUUGCUGCAGAAUGGUGCCUCCAGUUACCUCCUGCCCUGCACCCUGCGCUGCUUCCCGCAAGCAUCUGACACACUGCUUAAUGCUUUAGAUCCCUCUGCCCCGGAGCACCUGCGGGCAUGGGUGUGCAUCAUGAGUGCCCAUCGAGCAACGAGCGGUCAGUCACCCUGGGCCUUGGACAACACUGUUGCCCUAAAAACACUCCAGUUAGCUUUGUCCUCUCUGGACGACAGUGUGCGAUUAGCAGCGUUUAAUCUUCUCUGCUGCAGCCCGAAAACUAAAGAGGCUCCGUUAGCAGUGGAAUACGCUGCCAUGAUGAAGUUCCUGCCUUUAAAUUUAAACAGUGAGUCCUCGCCUUUUCGGCAGCACCUCCAGGCUGGGGUCAGGAAGUUCCUUGUACGUAUUCGGGACAGUUGUAUGGCAAGCCUGAAAAGUCAAAAAAAUAAAAGAGGACGUGAUGAAGAGGAGAAGAGGGAGCUUGAACAAGGCAUAGAUUUUGUAGACUGGCUGGUCCAGUUAUCGUUGGUGUGUUUGAGUCCUGGUAACAGUUUCCAGAGAAAGAAGACGGCGCUGUUGCUGCUAGCUGCUGUUCUCGAGACCUGCUCAGAUUCCUGGAGUCCAGACAGAAAGAAGGGACAACCACCAGCUAACAUGUCUGAUCUGAUACACUGGGCAAGAAAAAGGGGAAAAUGGGAUUUCUAUUCCAGGUCAAGACAGCUGGUCCUAAUUGGCUGUUUGGAGGAUGUGACCAAUGAGAUUCGUGAGCAUGCCUCUGAGCUGUUGGUGAGGUUUUUUCCUGCAUCUCUACCGGCUGAUGUUACGGCUGUGCUGUUCAGCAGAGCUCAGGCACUUUUGCUCAGCCCCCGUGUUCAAGAAGCUCAGAUGGGGGCGCUGAUUAUUGGAGUUCUGCAACAGAAGUGCAUACCUUUGGAUGGUGUAGUACCAGAUACAUUAAAGCAGGGUGAGAAAGAAUCAGCCAGACUGAUCAGGUUCCUGUUGAACAGUCUGGAACAACAGUACCUUACUGCUAAACAGGACAUGCUGCUGGCUGCUCGCACUGCACCUCUACACGGUACUGUCAGUGCUCUUCAGAAGUGUGUGCUGGAGGUACCUGGGAUUUUAAUUAAUGCUUUGGACCACAGUGUAACAGUUAAGAUGCUCUCAGUGCUGGAGAAGAUCACACUGCUUCUGCUUGGUGUGCUUCAUGGAGACCAGAUCACUGAAGAUAAAGAAAUCCUGCCGUCAUUCUGUGACAUGGGUAAUGCCAUCAGUGCUCUGAUCGGACAGGGUGAUGGGGGGCUGGACCGGGAGGAAGAGGAGAAUGUGCUGCUUUCUGAGGAGCACAGUCUGGUGCUGACCUGCUGCUGGGUCACAUUGAAGGAACUGGGGAUCUUUCUUGGCUCGCUGGUGCAGAGAAUACUAUCAUUCACCUGUAAGAGCAAUCCACUGCUGACUGUGGAAGAUCUGCAGCGGGCUUCAAAAGUUUUUAAGGACAUUAUCCUUAAAUGUAGACACUGGGGGGCAGUGGAAGGAUGCUGCAUUGGAUUCACCAAGUUCUGUGCUGCUCUGCUUAGCAGUUCAGAUCCAGAGCUCAGGGAGAUCCCGAACCUUAUUUUACAGCAGGGUUUGUGUGUUCUUCAGUCCCUCCGAAGUACCUCGGUGACGAGACGGGCAGCCGGUUUGCCCAUGCUCAUUCUGGGAGUACUGGCAGCAGAGGACAGCAGCACCUCUCGCCCUCUGUUGGCUCACACUGUGAACACGCUACUGAAAACAGCCAGAGCAGCACUACCGCAUGACUGGGACCAGACCCUGGACUUGCCUCAGGUAUGUGCUGUUCACACUCUGCAGGCACUGGUAAAGGGCUCAAGUUUGGGAUCCACUAUUCUUCAGUAUGCCCCUGCCAUCACUAUGCUGUCACUAACGCUCCUCAGCUCGCCCUGCUGGGCCAUGAGAAAUGCUGCGCUGCAACUCUACAGUUCUCUCUGUUCCAGAAUGUUGGGUCAGAAGCCUGCUGGUGAAGAUGCCUCUGAUCAGUAUGGCAUGUCCCCCUCUGCCUUUUUUACCCACUAUCCUGCCCUGAAGCCUUUCCUCUUUAGCGCACUGGAGACCGCAGCUACAGACCUGCAUGAGGCCAGACUAAGCCUGCACCCCUCUCUCUACCCUGUCCUUACUUUACUGGCCAAACUGCAGGCUGGUGCUAGGGACCAAACACGCGCUCUGUCAGAUUUCCUGCCUCCUUUGCUUCAGCUAGCUGCUAGUCCAGUCUACGGUGUGAGAGUGGUGUCAUCCCAAGCCCUGGUUGCUAUUAUACCACCCACAGAGUAUGUGAAAAGUGUAUUGCAAUUAAUGGAAGAGCUGCCAAAAACACCAAGAAGCCUGUGCUGUCAUAACCGCGUACACGGCCAACUCCUACAGAUAAAAGCCAUCCUGACCAGAGCACUGCAUGCUGACACCUCUUGCCACUCCUCUGUUGAUGCUGUCGUGGAGGAGUUGGAGGCUCGUCUUUGGCUGGCAUCCUCAGAUCAGCGAUGCCCUCUGGUGCGCCAGGCUUACGUCUCAGUGGUAAGGCUGCUGAGGGAGAAUUGCUCUGGGGCUUUCCUUACUCACCUGAGCACUCUGCUACUGGAUGAGCUGCGCCGGAGUCCACACGCACUGGAGCUUGGCUCUGCCUCCUUCCACCAAAGUGCUGUGCACUACCUGUGUGAAGACCCUGAUGCCUCAUUGCAAGUCUGGCAUCAUCUGUCCGGUGGGAGCGCAGUUGCUCAGCUCUCACUGGUAAAGUGGGUUAAACUGGGACAGGGCUGGAGAGCGACCAGCCUUCAGAAGGUGGUGGAAAAAGCACUUCAGACCAACCUAAAGGAGGCACUACUAGACCAAGAUCCUGAGUACAAGAGGGCAUAUUUAUCAGCGCUGGUGGAUGUCAUGACUCCACAUGUGUUGGGUGCCCGACCUUUCCUAUCUGGGUUUAAGGAGGGAGAACUGCAGCAGUGUGUGGAUCUUCUCCUGGAGGGUCUGGAGAAAAGUAGAGCAGGACCAGAACUCCUCUCUCACAGUCUGUGUGCCCUGAGUCUGCUGAUAUCUCAAAUUACAGACCUGUCGGUGCUGCAGCGCUGGUGUUUGUUACUUGAAGCACACAGUUGUGCUGAGGCCCUGGAGGCUCCGAGGUUGGCCUGUGCUCAGUCUCUGGCCUUUACUGGAGGUGCAGUGGUAAAGAGUGGUCUGUCAGGCAGCACAGCCCUGAGGGCCAUUAGCACCAGAUUGAUCAGUACAGGUGUGCACCUUCUUCAGGAUCAGAGCCAGCAGGUGAGAGCCAAGGCGGCCGUCUUUGCCUCUGUCCUCUGUCAGUCUCGAACAGAAGGGGCUCCACAGAACUGCUUCCUCGUGCACAGCAACCAAUCACUGCUCAUGCUGCUGGAUUUACUGCUGGAGAAACUAUGGGACGGUGAGGGCACUCUGAAAGUCCUGCUGUGUCACCUUCCAGAGUGUGAUGUCAGCAGUAUAGUGCAGGAGGCCACACUUACACAAUUCAGCCGUAUGUACGAGCAGGACAAACCCAAUGUGUAUUUGGAACCCUCCGUGAUUGCUGAAACUGUACUGCCAUAUUUGCUCCGUCUGGCAAAACGAUACCCAGAAUCCACUGGUCUUGCUGAGUGUCUUGAUCAGUGGGGGAAGCAGAACGCAGUAGCUAUCAGAGAGAACCUCAGUGUCUGCAUCAGGCUUUGUUCAGGUGACAGGCUGGAUCCCGAUUGGCUGAGCUUGCUAAUGGAGCCAUGUUUCCAUGAUGCUCUACAUGGGCUGUAUGCUAGGGCUGUAUUCCUUUUACAGCUGCACUGCCUCUCAGAUAACCUCCAACCCCUUUUUGACCCUUUAGCCUUAGCUCAGGAUCUGCUAGAUUUACACGAGCAGCUCAGUCUGCAUGGGGUCUUCCUCCAAAACACCUUCAUCCAGUUUGUGAGGACAGGAAAAGCAGGCUCGUAAGCAAGUCUGUGACCAAAAGGUCAAAACACUGUGGGUCAUGCUGAUUUAGUACAGAGAUACCACAUUAUGGUAGUGUGUGCUCAAGACUUCCUGUGGUGGAGCAAAAGCUACACUUUAACAAACAGUAUGCGUGGUUUGUUUAGCUCAUUAAAGGGCUGAACUAUUUAUUUAAAUUAUUUAGAAAUGUCAUCUUUGGCCUGAAUGGUCUUGUGCUCUUUUAUUUGUGACUUUUAAAGACAUCAUUAGUGAUAUGUGGGGGAUAUGCAGCAGGUGUCUUAAUUGUGUCAUUUUAAUAAUUUUUAUAUUUACAUUUUAUAAAUACAUUUUUUGCUUUAUAAUACAGUUAAUAAAUGUGAAUUUGUUUUGAAUUGUUAACUACAUUUUGGUGGGUUGCUGUUGCCUCACAGGGAGAAGGUCCUGGAUUCGAUUCACAGGUGGAGCAGUCCGGGUUCUUUGUAUGUGGAGUUGAUGAUUUAUGUGUAACCUGUAACCACAUGUCCUGCCAUGAAUGGAACCAAAGUGUAAAACAUCAAAAUUGUGCCACAAUCUCAAAAUAAUGUAAAAAUACGUUCUCGGCAAUGUAUUAAUUUUCUUUCUCUGUUUACUGAGGCUUAUAGUAUGGUAUAUUUUUAGUCAGUUCUAUACACAUCACCAUCAUUCGUAUUACGGUGAGGGAGUUGAAUAUUUCAUAUUGCACCUUUGUCACAGUACAUUUUUAAAGUUUUUAUUUUGAAUACAUGUAUCAUGCUGGCACGGCUUAAGUGCACAAAAACAAUACAUACAACAAUAUACAGAUAUGAAUAUAUUAUUUAUCUAGUACAAUCAAAACUGCUUUUGUUUUUUGAGAUUGUUAAUGCCCUUUUACUUUUGAUAAAAGUCGUAUCAAUUUUAGGGAACUGGACCAGGAAACUGUUUCAUCUGUUGCAUUAUAGCAUCAUGUUUCACGCCUCAGUGUGGCUGCUAUUUUCUAAGUGCUUUGUUGCAACCCACAGCAUCUUCUCUGCCUGGAAUAAUAUUGUAAUACAAAUGUAGUGGGUACAUUAA
Molecule: messenger RNA, 6663 nt
Organism: Trichomycterus rosablanca
Lineage: Eukaryota; Metazoa; Chordata; Actinopteri; Siluriformes; Trichomycteridae
Product: tRNA (32-2'-O)-methyltransferase regulator THADA
Exons: 31
Coding region: 34-5619 (1861 amino acids)
Biological process (GO): tRNA methylation
Cellular component (GO): cytosol
Source: RefSeq, a predicted model, not a curated record